CACCGAACAAACCAUAACGGGAUUAAGAUUCAAGACGGGAUUAACGACACGCAAACUAGAUUUAAGCCGUUCUACAACUGGUGUAGAGUGCAGGACUAAGCAUGAGAGGCUUCCCGUUCUCUCUGUUUUUCAAUUUAAACCCCCAUCGGUAGACGAAUUCGACGUCUCAUGUAGAGUGGUUGAGGUCGUUUACUUGCAGUUCCUGAGCGACGUCAGUAACACGAACCAACACUAAAUCGUGUAUAUCCUUCAUUUCCGUUGGACCAAGGAAUUGCUUAACAGGUCACUUGAGCUGAAGAAGGCGCAUUUGUAUUUACUGUGUCCUUCAAGCGCAGUCGUCUGAGUGUCCGAACCACUUGGUUGGUGCUGAAUUCUUUAACUUCUGUUACAGUGAUCGAAGGAAGUGCUGAUCUACAUGCAGGGAGCUGUGACUUUGGAUGGUUUUCGCUGAAAUUUUGUAGCCAAUUUGCAAUCCUAGUUACGGUAGUGUGAAUGCAAUCGGGACGUUGAAUUCAGGACAGCAGCUGGUUGUGGAAAGCGAAGAUGUGGACAAUAAACGAGCUCUUCUACGGGCCGGAGCCUGCACUCACGUACAUAUAUGAGUAUCCUAAGUUGAAGCCUGUAGAGGAUGUUGUUGUGAAGGAACUGAACCAUGCAAAGGAGAAGAAGGGCCACAAUGGUGAAGUGCAUCUGAAAGUGGACAUGUGCUGUGAGGCAUGUGUGAAAAAAGUUCGGCGAAUUCUCAUCGAGCUCGAUGGGGUGAGCAGCAUCAUCGUCAACGUCCCUACCAAGAAGGUUACUGUCACGGGCGAUGUGAAGGCGGAUGCUUGCCUAAAAGCUCUAGCCAAAAUCCGGAAGCGCGCUUGUCUAUGGGCAGAUGCCGAAGGUGGUGGCAAGGGGGGAAAGAACAAAUCCAAUAAAGAGGGAAACAAAGACUCAAAUAAUAGGACUCAAGCCUAGCGAGCAGACUUUAGUCAUGCCCUUAGGUGUCCCCGAUGCCAUGAGAACUGGAACUUGAAUUUGGACCUUGCAUACUGCGGUGUGGUUUUAAAGCUCUACAAACCAAGGUACACUCCAUUAGUAGACUGUGAUCCUCGCUGAGACGAUCCUGGAAUAGAAUCAAGUGCUUGAUAUUGCCUUCACUGGAAAUAGAGUAUGUUCGUUAGAUUAGCCUGCAGUAUUCGAUAUGAUUGAGAGCAUCAGAAUUGUUGCGUGAGGAUUACUUCUUUUGUGAAGGGAGCUGAUUUAAGCAUGAUGCCCUGAACCUGGAUCCGCUGCAUCUACUCAUCGAAUGACGGAUGUUAGAGAUGUUUGCUUCCAUCCAUGGGGCAACAUCUGUUAUCAAUGAAAAUGAGAUGCAUAAACUUUAUUUGUCUUUUUUAUACUGUAA
Messenger RNA from Physcomitrium patens, 1390 nucleotides. Its product is annotated as heavy metal-associated isoprenylated plant protein 23. Gene Ontology annotation, molecular function: metal ion binding. The record is from RefSeq and is a predicted model, not a curated record. NCBI's taxonomy places the organism in Eukaryota, Viridiplantae, Streptophyta, Bryopsida, Funariales, Funariaceae.